AUGGCGCGACGCUCCAGCCCAGUCCAGCCAGUCAGUUCGCCGUCAUCGAGUUUGUAUGUCGAUGUGCCGGACUCGGAAACAUUUUCUUCGAAAAGAUCAACAACCUUCAACGAGUAGUUGUGUAUUAUUUGCGAUUCGCUGAUUGACUCACCUAAACAACACGCGGAGUAAUUUCCAGUGAACUUCCGUCUCUGUAUGCCAUUUGUCGAUGACAAACAGACAUUCUUGUAACGUUUAUUUGUAGCACACGAUCGAGUCUAAAUAGUCCAGGCUGAUGCACUUCGCGUGGGACCCCAAUAAGUCUUUGCCUGCUUGUGCAACUGACACUAUUUUAUGCUUAGUGUCGCGAGGAGUGACAUACGGCAUAAUUGGUGAUGGAAAGUGCGUUUAGGAUUACACAUACGGUCUUGUUAUUGCUGGUGUGAAUGUGGAAUGAGGUAUGCAAGUUCAAUUUAUUUACGACACAAAGCAGAGGAAAGGAGUCUGAGUCCGUGGACCACGAAUGCGUGGGCCAUGGCGUGGAUUGCCUUGGAGGGCGCCCACACCAGCCCGCUGGGCCCUUCCAUUAUCUCAUCAACGAACAAGCAAAGUCCCUGGUCGCGCUGCAAGAACUGCAGAACGAAGUUGGGGCCCUUCUCGAGUUCCGAGACCUUGUCAUGGAAACGUUUCCCAACUUGCGCUCGAAGUUGCACCAACAGAACUCAGCUAAUUCGACACCAGCCACCAUGACAGGACACCAUGUUCAUCACUCCAACAUUCCAAUAUCCAUCCGGCCGGGCGAUUGGACGCCAGGCAUUCGAGUGAGGAAAAAAUUGGGCAUUUCCAGUGGCAAGGAGAAGAAGAGUGGAAGCGAGUCAGCGGCCGCAUCCUCAACUUCAGCCGUCCAGGACUCGGGGUUCAGUACGGAGGCUUCGAGUAAGGAAACUCAUAGUGCCUCUUCUACAGUGCCUACGUCUAACUCUGCAACAGGGACCAGUGAGACUGAUGAAACUGAAGAUGAAUUGUGGAGUCUGCUAGACAUAAUUCACAGAAAAGGCACCCGAUUAAAAGAUGAAGUUGAAGCUCUUCAAGGUACUCUUCGGGAUCAAACGCCAUUUGGGGAUCCAGACGGGAACUUUCAAAGGGACCUGUUUCAUUCUUCUGCUGACGAUUUGCGACAACUUAGGCAGGAAAGAGAUUUACUACUGGAUAGACUGGCGGAAAUGGAAGCAGAAGUCCUGGCAGGUCGACUGCAUACAUCCCGUCUUCAGGAAGAUCUGGAAAACCUUCUGUCCGCCAAGCACGACUUGGAGGAGCAACUGAAGGCGAUCGUGUCCCAACGAGGUGAAGUGAACUCCCGCAUCCAUGAUCUUCAUUUGCAAUUUGUGGCAAAAAGUGCUAGUGAUGAGAAACUGAAACUAUUGAGUGGUGAUCGUAAAGAGUCUAGUCAAAUACAGCCAGUGUGGACAACGCCCCCGGUUUUGAGUAGGCGGCUUUCUUGUAGUGAGUUAGAUACAGUUCUCGGCAAUCAGGUGCCCAAAGUUUCAAUGCCAAAUCGGAAGAAAAUUGCCGCUAUUUUGAGAGAGCAGGAUCCCGUGGUGUUGCAAAAACAUCUCUUGGUUUCGACCGUUCAAAACCAGGUAUUGAAACAGCAGCUGGAUACUGCGGGAGGAUUAGAAUUGGGACUACGUCAAAGAUUAGAUAAGGCUGUGGAAGAAAACGAAGACUUACGGUUCGAACUGGAAAAUAGGACUAUAGAAUUGGAAGGUACCAAAGCUCGAGUGAGAGUGCUUGAAGAUCUUCACAAGCCCAACGUUACGAAAAGCACAUCACCUGAUAUUAUACCUGAUCUCCAUGUUACUCAAGACCAUAGGCCGUCAUCACGAACUGAAAUUAGUACUGCAAGUAUGAAAGCCAUGAGUCCGUUACCGAUGAACCUACAAAUGGACCAUAGCAGUAGUACUGAGUCUGCACAUGAUCAAACUGAGAGCAAUAAGAGUAAAGACAGCAGCGGAUCCAAGCGAAGACCUAGCAAGAUUCCAUUGAAGAGUUAUACAGCUCCAAAGCCACCGGGAGGUAAACACAGCCCUGCACCGCGCAGUCGUAGUGGCGAAUCGCCACACCGUUCGCACUCGUCACAUUCCUGGAGGAACCGAAGCGCUGGAGGAGGAGGAGGCGCGGAAAGCGGCAGCCUGAAGAACUCCCUCCCAAAAUCCAGAAAUAGCUCUCUGAUUUCAGCCAGAGAUUCUCUUUCCAGCAAGUUGCGCGGCACCGAUUCGCUAGCGAAGAGCAAUUCUCCGAAUCAGCAAAACAGCCUGAAGAAGACCCCAUCCUCCAAGUGGACAGCUCCUAAGGACGAAAAGAUUCAAGGCUCAACAUCGCCAAACGGAAAAUCUCUAUCUCCAUGGAUUCUCUCUUCAUAUGAUAAUGAACUGCCAGAUUAUCCAGAUUCCUUAAUGGAUAAGAGCUCGGUUCAUCAAACGACAACUGACUCUGAAAGUCACCGAUUUCACACGGCAAAUACAUUUCUUUGGGAAACGAAAAAUGUUUACUACGACAGCAUUGACAGUAAUAUGGCUUCUAGUUAUUAUCGCUCACAUGGUGAGGACUUGGCUGAAUGUGAUUCCUUAGAGAGAGAGCUGUUAACUAAUAUAUCCUUCGGAAAUAAGUAGGCUCUAUUCUUCUUACUGCUUUUAAUCAAUUGUGAAUUUUUAUGAGUGUAUUCAAGUAAGUAUCAGUAAAUUCAUGUAAAUAGUCUAUGAAGUGUCAUAUGAUGAUAAAGUAGCCGCUAAGUUGUUCGAUUUGCAUUUAAAUUUAAAAAAAAAUACUGCAAUCCAAAACUCUAAAAUUCGGUCAGUCACCAUUUCGCAAUGAAGAAAGUGCAAAAACGGAUACUAUUAACCAUCUAAAGUAUUUUUUAGUAUCUGAUAGUUAUUUGUUUAAUUAGUCUGGUAUGCCAUUUUAUUGCGGAUGUCACUAUAUCUGUUCAGCUAAACCGUCUAAGUGUGGCUUCUAAAUAGGGAAAACCCAUUUUUACUGCUGUUAAUUUGCUAAGUAGACCAUGAUACUUCUUUUAAAUAAAAUGAAUUUCUAGAAAUUAUACUUGAAAACAUUUGGAGAAAAUGUUGAAUUAUCGGAAAACACGCUUUCUCAGCAUUAAAUUACAAUAUUAUGAUCGUUCAUGUGUGUGGUAUUUCAAAUGAAAAAAUGUUCAAAUUAAAUUGAUUCUUCUCUCAGAGAGAGAGCAGUAGUAUCCCGAUACAAUUAUAAUUGGAAAAAAAAUUAUUUUGAAAAUGGCAAUUUUUUUUAAGAAGAUAAGAGUGCAAUUUCAAAUCAAGUGCAAGCACGCAUAUUUUGGGAAAGUGAAUGUAGACGAUCAACCUCUGAAUAGCGAUCAAAAUAAAAAUCAAAAUAAAUCUUUAACUCAUUCGAAGUUCUUUCAAGUAGAAAUAAAACUAUAUAGUAUAAAAACAUGGAAACUUAAAAUGGAAACUUAAAUAAUCUAUUUUAAAACCCUUACCAAUUUUAUUAAUCCGUUUUAGUAAGGAAGCCAUCGAUCAUUGUCAACACUUCCCCUAUGUUCAUGACGCUUGCUGAUAAAAUGUAGUAGCUACAUUUCAAACCUCUCUUAUUCAAAAAUCAUAUUGCCAGAUUUUUUGGAAGUUGCAGUAUUCCCCUUUAUUACAGUAUUUUAGUCGUUUUGUUGCAUUUAAAAUAAUUUUUAAAUUAAAUCGAAUCUAUCUGUACAUUAUGCUACAUAACAUAAAACUAAGAGAUGCGACUGUCUUAUAUCGUGUUACAGCUUGAUUUAAUUACUUUAUUCCCAGGUUAUGCAAACGUAACUAAUGUAAUUAGAUCUAUGUAUUUUGUUACAAUUUCAAAUGGAAUUUUUAUCAUUACUGAGCUCUCUGAACAGACUGAUAUUGUUGUUACUUUUGCUUUUAAGUAUAUACAUCAAUAUGUUUCUCUAAGAAAACGAAAAAAGUCGUUGAUAUUAACCCCACUACAGGAAUGAAUAUUUUUAGCGAAAAAUAAUUGUUUUCAGUAAUUUUGAUUGUCAGUAAUUUAAAAACUGUAUUUAAACUAUUUCCAGUCAUAUCAAUCAUAAUUGGAUAAGUAUUUCAAUUUUUUAUUUUACCAUGUAUAUUGUAUCAUAACAUUUGCACAUAACUGUAUUUUUACAUUUUCUAUUUGAUAUACUCUAUCUUCUUCAGUUUGUAUACAAUGUAUGUAUUUAUUACUUUAACGCGUAAGAAAUUGUUAUUUACUACUUAGGACUGUGAUAGAAGAAAAAGUGGCAAUUCGUACAGAUUAUUUUCGUUCCUAUUGGCAAAAGUAUAUUGAAUUGCGAGCCUGUUAUUGAACACGGCAAAAUUGUCUCAAAUUAAAUUGAAAUUUUCGAUAUAGUGGACUUGGAAUCACCGAAGCAACCCUUGAUGUAGCCUUGAAAAUAUCAGCAUAAAUAUGUAUCUCCUUAAAAUCUAAAAUCAGUUUAUAUAAUAAUGUUGAAGUAUUUUCCAUGCCUACGUAGAUUAAGUAACUAGGCAGAUGUAUUUAUUGUAUGUGCAAUUUAGUUGCAAUUACUUUGGAAAACCAUCCCAUUUCACUAGGGAAUAUUUUCGGUUAAAUUUAGUUAAGUAGAUCAUUAUAUAAUUUCAUUUGUUGCAGGUUAUUUUCGACUUGUGCUGACAGUGUAUAAUUUGCUUCAAUUCUAAAUUUUUCUUGGUAUUUCAUAGAGUACCACAUGCCAUUUUGUGAUCUUAGAAUGCUCAUCACAUGUGUAGCUAAUUUACUGUAAUUAUGUUGCAAUAAUUAUAAGUAUAUUAUUAAGCGUAUUAUCUUAAUUGAAAAAGGGCCAAUAUGUAAAGUAUUUUCGACUUGACCGAAAAGUCAAUUAUUAUACAAGCUCUUUCUCAGUCUUUGUAUGAAACAGGUUUAUAAAAACAUAUUAUCAAUUAUUGACUGAACUUAUAAAUCUGUAUUAUGCUAUGUAAAUUAUUGUAAAUAGAUAUUGGUUUAUAAUAUCUGCAUAUCAAAAACAUUUAAAA
Dendroctonus ponderosae (mountain pine beetle) is the source of this 5027-nucleotide messenger RNA. RefSeq lists its product as uncharacterized. The transcript has 11 exons. The record is from RefSeq and is a predicted model, not a curated record. NCBI's taxonomy places the organism in Eukaryota, Metazoa, Arthropoda, Insecta, Coleoptera, Curculionidae. Bases 426 to 2651 code for a protein of 741 amino acids.